AACUCUCUCCCUCUCUCUCUUUCUGCUCCAUUUCUCUCACUUUCUUCACAUCUCUGAGCUCUUCUUUACGCAUCUACUAUGGCGUCGUCGAUGAUGCAACCGCAGAUCAUACUGCUAAAGGAAGGGACGGACACAUCUCAGGGUAAAGCGCAACUAGUAAGCAACAUCAACGCUUGCACGGCUGUUGGAGAUGUGGUUCGGACCACGCUUGGGCCACGAGGGAUGGACAAACUCAUUCACGACGAUAAAGGAUCUGUAACCAUUUCCAACGAUGGUGCUACCAUCAUGAAGCUCCUCGAUAUUGUUCAUCCUGCUGCUAAGAUCCUCGUCGAUAUCGCCAAAUCCCAAGACUCUGAGGUGGGUGAUGGGACAACUACAGUUGUUCUUCUUGCAGCAGAGUUUUUGAAGGAAGCUAAGCCAUUUAUUGAGGAUGGUGUUCACUCUCAGAAUCUUAUUAGGAGUUACCGCACUGCAAGCACUUUGGCAAUUGCGAAGGUUAAAGAACUCGCUGUUAGCAUUGAGGGGAAGAAUGUAGAGGAAAAGAAAGGUUUGUUGGCUAAAUGUGCUGCUACUACUCUUUCAUCAAAGCUUAUCGGUGGAGAAAAGGAGUUCUUUGCUACAAUGGUUGUUGAUGCUGUUAUGGCGAUUGGGAAUGACGACAGACUAAAUCUGAUUGGGAUCAAGAAGGUUCCUGGUGGCAAUAUGCGAGACUCUUUCCUCGUUGAUGGUGUAGCAUUCAAAAAGACAUUCUCGUAUGCGGGUUUUGAGCAACAGCCAAAAAAAUUUCUUAACCCCAAAAUUCUCUUGCUUAACAUCGAAUUGGAGUUGAAAUCUGAGAAGGAAAACGCUGAAAUUAGGCUGUCAGAUCCAUCGCAGUACCAGUCAAUAGUUGAUGCAGAAUGGAAUAUCAUUUAUGACAAGCUAGACAAAUGUGUUGAGAGUGGAGCAAAAGUUGUUCUUUCUAGAUUGGCUAUCGGAGAUCUAGCUACUCAGUAUUUUGCGGAUCGUGAUAUUUUCUGUGCUGGUCGUGUGGCAGAGGAAGAUCUUAACCGUGUGGCUGCUGCAGCUGGCGGAACAGUUCAGACAAGUGUUAACAACAUAAUAGAUGAGGUUCUUGGAACUUGUGAGAUUUUUGAGGAAAAACAAGUUGGUGGGGAGAGGUUUAAUAUAUUCAGUGGUUGCCCUUCAGGACGUACAGCAACUAUUGUUCUCCGUGGUGGAGCUGAUCAGUUCAUCGAAGAAGCUGAGCGGAGUUUACAUGAUGCGAUUAUGAUUGUGAGAAGAGCUGUGAAGAACUCAACUGUUGUUCCUGGAGGUGGAGCUAUAGAUAUGGAGAUAAGCAAGUACCUGAGGCAGCAUUCAAGAACAAUUGCUGGGAAGUCACAGCUUUUCAUCAACUCUUAUGCGAAGGCUCUGGAGGUUAUUCCACGACAGUUAUGUGACAAUGCUGGAUUUGAUGCAACUGAUGUCUUGAAUAAACUUAGACAAAAACACGCCAUGCAAAGCGGUGAAGGAGCUUCGUAUGGAGUGGACAUUAACACUGGUGGCAUAUCAGAUUCUUUUGCUAACUUCGUUUGGGAACCAGCAGUUGUGAAGAUCAACGCAAUAAAUGCUGCGACUGAAGCGGCUUGCCUCAUUCUUAGUGUGGACGAAACUGUGAAGAACCCUAAAUCUGAGAGCGCACAGGGAGACGCCGCAGGUGCAAUGGGGAGAGGGCGCGGUGGAGGUCGUGGCCGUGGAAUGCGAAGGCGAUAGGCUCUGUCUCUUAUAUGCUAAACUUGUGGGAUUCUUCUCUAAAUUUCGAUUUUGUUGAAUUUUUGUUUUGAAGUUAAAAAAGCUAUUAUUGGGUUUGUGUUGUUCAAUUAGAAUACUGGUUGGUUAUGUAUGUCUAUACAAUCUGUGAAACAGAAGUUUUAGCGUGUUUUUGGUUAAGGAAUUUACAUUUGCUUAAUCAAAUCUUGACAAGGAU
Arabidopsis arenosa is the source of this 1969-nucleotide messenger RNA. Lineage: Eukaryota; Viridiplantae; Streptophyta; Magnoliopsida; Brassicales; Brassicaceae. The record is from the annotation of a GenBank genome assembly.